UUUUUCGUAUCUGUGCUGAUCUAUAAUGUUAUUUAGUUAGUAAAUAAUAAUUGACGUUAGAUGGCGUGAUUCAUACGAGAAAGGAAAUUGAAUGACGCAAAUUGAGAUCAGAAAACAUAUCAAUCUAUGUAGAAUAGUUGAUGUUUACUUUGUCUCUACGAACUUCGGUCGUAAAAGAAUUCACGUUUUGAAAUGUAAAGUGGUAAUAGAAAAUAUCUAAAUAAUUUUAUUAACUUUUGAAAUGGUGGAUCACUCACUACCUUCCGAUAUUCUUGACGAUUUGAGCAGUCGAUUUAUUAUUAAUGUGCCAGAAGAAGAAAGGAAAGAUUUAGUUCGAAUAUGUUUUCAAAUCGAACUAGCUCACUGGUUUUACUUAGAUUUUUACUGUACCGACGAAAACCCAAAGCUUAGACAAUGUAGUAUGAGAGAAUUUGCCACGCACAUCUUUUUCCAUGUACCAUUUUUAAAACCACACGUUGCUAAAAUAGAUAAUAUCCUUGAACAGUGGAGAGAAUACAAACAAAAUGUUCCAACAUUUGGGGCAAUUGUAUUAAACGAAGAUUUAACUAAAGUGUUGCUUGUCCAAAGUUAUUGGGCAAAAAGUAGUUGGAGUUUCCCCAAAGGCAAAGUUAACGAAGACGAAGAUCCUUCUCAUUGCGCUGUUCGAGAGGUUUUAGAAGAAACUGGUUUUGACAUUUCAAACCUGAUAAAUGAAAAUGAAUAUAUCGAAUCGGUGAUAAAUGAACAAUUAGUAAGAUUAUACAUAAUAUGUGGUGUUCAAAAAGAUACAAAAUUUCAACCGAAAACAAGAAAAGAAAUAAAAAAUGUAGAAUGGUUUUCUGUAGCCGAUUUACCUAACAACAAAAAAGAUAUGACUCCAAAAGUAAAAAUAGGAGUUGGUCCGAAUGCAUUUUUUAUGGUUAUUCCUUUUGUAAGGAGAAUGAGACGUUGGAUACAAGAAAAACAUUACUGGGAAAAAAAUGUAAAAAUAGUAAAAAGACAUAGACACAGAUCUCUUGGUGAUGUUGAAACUGUUUCGAAAGGUAAACGUCAACAACCGCUACUACUUCCUCAUUCUGUUCAGAAUGAUAUUCCAAGUUUUAAAGACAUAAAAAAUAUUCGACAAUCUAAUACUUCACCAGCGCGAAGUCGUCGUGGUGUAUAUGAUAAUAAAAAUGCUAUAUCAAAAGCAGCAAUCAAACGUAACCUAUUCGGUGAACAAAAUGAAGAUGAAACUUCAGCUGUUUUAGCCAAACAAUUAAUGGACAGUCCACAAGGUCAACAAUCUUGUGUAUUUUUAAUGGAUCCAGCUAUCCAAUCUGUGAAAUGCAAUCAGUUUAGUUACAAAGCGCAAGAUUUUACCAAAAGAAUAAAAGAUCGAUCGCCUCAACUUCAGAAAUCUCAGAAUACACAGUUUUUAGAGGGAAAUAUAAAAGCUUUGUUAUUUGGCAAAGCGGCAAGUAAACUACCAACGAAUUUAAACAACAUGUCUUCCCCAUUCGGUGCUAUCGAACGUAGUACACGUUUCCGUUCAAAAAAUUAUCUUGGAACACAAAAAUACUCUACAAAUUUUUGUUCAAUGAUUUGGACACACUUUAAGUUUGACAAACAAGCAAUACUUAAUUGUUUAUAAAUUUUUUUAAGAACUGCAAUUGUCGUGUAUUUUUUUUUUUUUUU
Molecule: messenger RNA, 1677 nt
Organism: Hylaeus anthracinus
Lineage: Eukaryota; Metazoa; Arthropoda; Insecta; Hymenoptera; Colletidae
Gene: DCP2
Product: m7GpppN-mRNA hydrolase
Exons: 5
Coding region: 242-1633 (463 amino acids)
Biological process (GO): nuclear-transcribed mRNA catabolic process, nonsense-mediated decay; deadenylation-dependent decapping of nuclear-transcribed mRNA
Cellular component (GO): cytoplasm; P-body
Molecular function (GO): 5'-(N(7)-methylguanosine 5'-triphospho)-[mRNA] hydrolase activity; manganese ion binding; RNA binding
Source: RefSeq, a predicted model, not a curated record